This is a messenger RNA of Hippocampus comes (tiger tail seahorse), 2655 nucleotides long. It is a transcript of the gene nf2b, whose product is annotated as NF2, moesin-ezrin-radixin like (MERLIN) tumor suppressor b. Gene Ontology annotation, molecular function: actin binding. Gene Ontology annotation, cellular component: cytoskeleton. NCBI's taxonomy places the organism in Eukaryota, Metazoa, Chordata, Actinopteri, Syngnathiformes, Syngnathidae. The record is from RefSeq and is a predicted model, not a curated record. The coding region runs from base 376 to 2205 and encodes 609 amino acids. The transcript is spliced from 17 exons.
AUGCGGCCUUUAAGCGGCGCCCUCUCCUCCGCGCUCUCCUUUUCUGAGUCCGAACGAGCUUCCUCAACUUUCGCGACGCCUUGACAAGUCGCGAGCACACUUUUUCCGCAGCUGUUUAUGAAAAAAAAAACAAAUCCCAAGCAAAUGAGGAGUGGCUUUAUACGCGCGCGUUUAGUGAUGGAGUCUUGCGAAAAGUUGCUGCCUUGUUUGAGUCGCUUUCGGUGGAUUUUCGUGCUGUAGUUGAACCUGGCGCCGGAGCAAGUUAGCUUAGCAUCAAGCCGACAAACAACAACAACUAAAAAGUCUCCUUCAACUUGUUUGGCCGACAGAAAUUUUCGCCUUCCUCUCCGGUUUGCCUGUCAGCUGCGCGCCAAAAUGUCCAUUUUAGGCUUAAAAAAGAAACAGCCGAAGACGUUCAAAGUCAAAGUCAUCACCAUGGAUGCUGAGAUGGAGUUCAGUUGUGAGGUGAAGUGGAAAGGCAAAGACUUGUUUGACCUGGUGUGUCGCACGGUGGGCUUGAGGGAGACCUGGUUCUUUGGCCUGCGCUACACCGUCAAGGACACGUACGCGUGGCUCAAACCUGACAAACGAGUCCUGGACCAGGAGGUUCCUAAAGACUCGCCCAUCACAUUUCACUUCCUGGCCAAAUUUUUCCCAGAGAAAGUUGAAGAAGAACUCGUCCAAGAAAUCACGCAGCACCUCUUCUUUUUGCAGGUGAAAAAGCAGAUCUUGGAUGAGGAGAUCUUCUGUUCGCCCGAAGCUUCCGUUCUUCUGGCCUCGUACGCUGUCCAAGCCAAAUACGGCGACUACGACCCCAACUUCCACAAGCCGGGCUUCCUGGCGCAGGACGAACUUCUGCCCAAAACAGUGCUGAUGCAGUACCAGAUGACGGCAGACAUGUGGGAGGAGAAAAUCAGCGCCUGGUACGCCGAGCACCGGGGCAUCGCCAGGGACGAAGCCGAGAUGGAAUACCUGAAGAUCGCUCAGGACCUGGAGAUGUACGGCGUCAGCUACUACGACAUCACCCAAAACAAGCGCGACACGGACCUGCUGCUGGGCGUGGACGCGCAGGGCCUUCACAUCUACAGCCCCAACAGCAAGCUCAGCCCCAACAAGUCCUUCCCCUGGAGCGGCAUUCGCAACAUCUCCUACAGCGAGAAAGAGUUUACCAUCAAGCCUCUGGACAAGAAGAAGGACGUCUUCAAAUUCUACUCGUCUCAGCUCCGCGUCAACAAGCUGAUCCUGCAGCUGUGCAUCGGCAACCACGAUCUGUUCAUGCGGCGGAGGAAGGUGGACUCCAUCGAGGUGCAGCAGAUGAAGGCGCAGGCCAAAGAGGAGAAGGCUCGCAAGAAGAUGGAGCGGCAGAUCCUGGCGCGGGAGAAGCAGAUGCGGGAGGAGGCCGAGCGAGCCAAAGAGGAGAUGGAGCGGCGGCUUUUCCAGCUGCAGGAUGAGGCGCGCCUGGCCAACGAGGCGCUGCUGCGCUCGGAGGAGACGGCCGACCUGCUGGCGGAGAAAGCUCAGAUCGCCGAGGAGGAAGCCAAGCUGCUGGCCCACAAGGCGGCCGAGGCCGAGCAGGAGCGCCAGCGCUUGGAGGUCAACGCCAUGAAGACCAAAGAGGAGAAGCGGCUGAUGGAGCAGAAGAUGAGGGAGGCCGAGCAGCUGGCCGUCAAGCUGGUGGAGCAGUCGGAGAGAAGACUGAAGGAAGCCGACCACCUGAAGCAGGACCUCAGCGAGGCCAAGGACGCCGAGAGGAGGGCCAAGCAGAAACUGCUGGAGAUCACCAAGACCACCUACCCGCUGAUCGCGGCUUAUUCGGCCCCCGCCGCCGCCGCCGCGCCGCCGGCGGCCGCGCCUCCGGAAGCCGACUCGGCCUACGAAGCCUCCUCGUCGUCCCGUCUGGACUUUAAAGACUCCGACAUGAAGAGGCUCUCCAUGGAGAUUGAGCGCGAGAGGCUGGAGUACAUGGAAAAGAGCAAACAUCUUCAGGACCAACUGAAGGAGCUCAAGUCUGAGAUUGAGUCUCUGAAGCUGGAGGAGCAGCAGCAGCAGCAGCAGCAUCCUCCUCCUCCUCUUCCUCAUCGGCAGGCGUCCGCCAAGUACACGCUGCACGACGGCAGGGCUUACGUCCCAGAAGCGCCGUACAUUCCUCACGCCAACAGAAAUUCGGCCUACGCGUCUCCGCUGGCCUACUUCGACGAGGUCUGAGGAAGAGGAGCGCCAAGAGCGUCGGCGCGCCUCGCGCGGACGUUCGCAACACCGAAGAGAUUUGCUCGGCCUUUGUGGCCGGGCGCCUUUCGGAUGCCUUUGACGGGAUCGCGGCCGACGCGCUCCCACCCGACUGCUUCCGCUCUUCUUCUUGCCGCUCGGUCGGGGCGCGUGGCCCGGCCCUCCCGCGCGCUCGUCGGCGCUGCCGAUUGUGGGCGGCGCGUUUGACUGACGGGUGCCGUUUCGUUCCCGUCGAGGCGACGCUCCGCGACUCCGCCUCUUUUAUUUGGCUUCAUUUUGCAUCAUCAUUCAAGUGUGCUAUUUAUUUCAGUUUCAUUUCAUCACCCCCGCAACCUUUCUUCCGUGUUUAUCGGAUGAUGCGACGACUGAAUUUCUUUCCGACCGUUUUCUACUGUGUCCACAUCAUUUGAAUAGAAUUUGUUACCAAGC